UAUACUGGCUGAAUAUAGCAGAUGUUCCUGUAGGACUGCACACCCUGUAAUUCCACUGUCUAGAGCAGUCCAAAGAUGGCAGAAGGAUGUGAAUUUGACCUGAACUACAUCACAGAACGCAUCAUUGCUGUAUCCUUCGAUCAGACAUGUCCAGAGAAGACCUACCUGCACAACUUGCACAACAUCACACAGAUGUUGCAGUCCAAACACUCAGACAAUUACAUGGUUAUCAACCUCUCAGAGCCCAGGGAUGAGCUAAGGAGGAUGAACGUCAGGGUACUGGAUGUUGGCUGGCCUGAACAGCAUGCUCCAUCCUUACAUUUACUGUGUUUUAUGUGUAAAAGCAUCGAGAACUGGCUCAACACACACAGCGAGCAUGUUCUCCUUCUACACUGCAGGGGAACAAAAGACCGGGUAGGAGUAGUGAUUUCAUCCUACUUCAACCUUCCUAGCGUCUCUAGCAGUGAAGAGAAGGCUUUAGAUUGCUACACCAUGAAAAGGUUCUACAGUGAUAAGCUGGCUUACCUCAUGACUCCAUCACAGAAAAGGUAUGUGCAGAUGUUUGGCAAGCUCCUGGCCCAUCAGAUAAAGAUAAACUCCUCUCCUCUCCUCUUCCACUGCAUCUCUCUGAAGCACAUGCCAAGCUUGCACCCCACAGUAUGUGAACUAUUUGUGAGAGUAUACCAAGACAUGCACCUGGUGUGCACAACAGGAAUACACCAGGUCUCUGUGAGGCAGACAGACAAAGUGUAUUUUGCACUGGAACCACCACAGCUUCUCAAAGGGGACAUUGUGAUUGUAUGCUAUCACAGGAAUGUUGAAAAGAGGACUCGAGAGACUGUAUUUCGCUUACAGUUUCACACAGGCACUCUUCAUGGACACCCUUCAGUCUUCCACAAAAAGGACCUCGAUCUGGCGAAUAAAGAUCCCAGAUUUCCGGAAGAAGGAAAGGUGGAGGUAGUUUUCUCAGAAGAUAUGGCAAAAAUUCCAGGUUUCCAGCAAGGUAGUGUUGGCUGGAAGAACAGCUCUGCGGUUAUCGUUGUCUAUGACACUCUGGAACCUCUAGUUCACUGGGAUUCUUAUGAGAACAUUACAGCAGGAGCUCAGCAGACUGAAUGUGCGCUGUCAUCUGUGAGCAGUGAUUCUGGGCUCUCCACUAACUCUCUGUGGACCGGAGCAGCAGGCACUGGACUCCAGAACCAAGUCCAGAAAGGCACUGUUAAGGGCAGCAUGGCAGGAGAGCAGCCUCGUGUUCAUGUCCUAACCUCUGAGAUUGCUAUCAUGAGUGGCACAGAUGAAAGAGCAACAGAGGAAAAUUUUCAUCAUAUAGACCCUGCGUUUUACAUGAAUGGUAAAACUACGAGUGCACAACGAGAAACCAGUAUCCUAGGUGAUGAGGAUGAAUGUACACGUUCCGCUAUAGUAUCAAAAUCUUCAGAAACAGGCCUUAAUCUUCCUGGUUUGAGUCGAUGUGAGUACUCUGGCCAGUCAGAAGAUCCUGGAAAUGGGAUGGACGUGACACGAACUCACACUUGUGCAUCGUCUAGCAAUGAUCAGACACACAUUUGGGUGAAGCAGCAACAGCUAGUCUCUCCUGGUUCUUAUAUGUACACCAUGUCAGAUAGACUGGAGCAGAAGGUGAAAUCAGGGAUUAAAAAUGACUCUCUGGAGCCGGAGGCAGACAAGGAUGAUGAAUUUGCUUCCCUCGCCUUGGAUAUUGACCAAUCAAUUGAGCAGCUGAACCAAUUGAUCCUAGACCUGGACCCAGAGUUUGAACCUGUACCCACACUGGCUAGAGGUCACAUGACCAGCUCAACCUCUGUGCUCACCAAUGGAGGUGGACACUUAGUUGGCCAAGCAAAAUCCAGCCAAUCAGGCUGGAGGAAUAAGCCGAUUACUAAUGCCACUAAUGAGCCUGGAUCCAGGUGCAGUGAUGGAGAUUUUUUACAACCAUUAUCAAAGCCUGCUGCCUACAAAUCAUCCGAGUGUGGAAGUCUACAUGGUAGUGACACUGUGGAUUAUGGGGAUUUCAGUUCCAAGACUGACAGUCUGUUAUGGGUGGAUCUUAACCAAUCUUCACUGACACCUGCAUUUCCUGUGACACCUCCUACACCUUACGUGAAGGGUGUGUAUGACUUUCCCCCUGUGAGUCUCAGCUCUCAGCCCAGCCCACAGCACCUGCUCUCAAGGACACAGCAAGAAUCACGAGGCUAUAUGGAUAAUAUGACACAUUCCUCCGUGUCAUCAGAUGGAGACCUGUUUCACUCCGAAGUAACAUCGAGGCCCGCCCCCUACCAGAGAGGGUUUGGGUCCAUGCAGUCCAUGAGCACCUCAAGUCCACUCCCUAAGAUUGACAGCCCCGUUCCAGCUCACUCAUGGUUAGACAGUGGUUCUAACACCCCCUUGAGUUACUAUACACCCCAGCCUUCACCUCCACUCUCACUUUCCACGCCGAACGCCCACAGCUCCCCUCGUGCCCUGCCAUCCAGUUUUGAUGUAGGGAACUUGGAGCUUAGUCUACUGGAAGCAAUGGAGGGUCUGGAAUCUCUGGGCUUAAAUGGAACCCAGCCACCACUUUUACCUCAGAAGAGGAGAGGGAUGGAUGGAGGAGAGCUAUCCCUGAAUUCAACAUUCAGCCUCAGUGGAGGUUUCAAUAACAAUGAGUCACCUAUAGCAUCUUCUCCUAGUCCAGAUUCAUUCUCCAGUAAAACUGACAAUGUGAAAUUUGUUCAAGACACAUCAAAGUUCUGGUAUAAGCCGGAUAUCUCCAGAGAGCAGGCUAUCGCAGUGCUGAAAGAUAGAGAGCCCGGCGCCUUCAUCGUCAGAGACAGUCACUCGUUCAGAGGAGCAUAUGGAUUAGCCAUGAAGGUGGCCACGCCCCCGCCUUCUGUCCUACAACAGAGCAAGAAAGUGGGGGAUCUGACCAGUGAGCUUGUGCGUCACUUCCUGAUCGAGUGCACACAGAAAGGAGUGAGGCUGAAGGGCUGCCCAAAUGAACCCUACUUUGGAAGUUUAACAGCUCUCGUGUGCCAACAUUCCAUCACACCACUGGCCUUACCUUGCAAACUAAUCAUCCCAGACAGAGACCCUCUGGAAGAGUUGAGCGAGUCUCAAGGGCAGACAUCUACAAACUCAGCCACCGAGUUACUGAAACAAGGAGCAGCAUGUAAUGUAUGGUUCCUGGGCAGUGUGGAGCUGGAGUCUCUGACAGGUGUACAAGCAGUACAAAAGGCCACCACAGUGAGUCUUAGUCAGGAUCCUCCAGCCACCUCGACUAUCGUUCACUUCAAAGUGUCUGCACAGGGCAUCACACUUACAGAUAACCAGAGGAAAUUGUUCUUCAGGAGACAUUAUCCUGUUAAUACAGUCAUAUUCUGUGCUCUGGACCCUCAAGACAGAAAAUGGACGAGAGAUGGCUGUUUGGAUGCAAAGAUCUUUGGUUUUGUAGCGAGGAAGAGCGGGAGCAGCAUGGAGAACGUGUGUCACCUUUUCGCUGAGCAUGACCCCGAGCAGCCGGCCAGUGCUAUCGUUAACUUCGUCUCUAAGGUGAUGAUUGGCUCCCAAAAAGCCAAAUAAAGUCAAGCGUGCUCUUUUCCCCAGCCAUUUUCAUAUUGCAGUCUGGAUUGAGAGGCACAUGGCAACUGUUUUCUUCCAACUUGUGGACAUGUGGACUGGUGUCACCAACAAAAAUCAACAUUUUGUACCUAUAAAGGGGACAUCAAGACUACUGCAAACUAAUAAAGACUACAAACAGACUGUUGAGGACUAGAGCAUGGCCUUUGCACCUUAAGGCCACACAUAUGAGCUUGACGGCCUUGAACGCUCCACAGGAUGCUCUAUGCCUUUUAUACAGAUCGUCCGAUAGAGGGCGUCCUAUCAUCUCAGCUUAAAAUAACUUUAAAUUACCAGCUGUGUUGCUUGCAAAAAAGAAGCAGCAUGUGAUCUACAUACCAGAGUUACAGUCUUUACUGUGCAGACGCUGCAGGUUGUGUGAGAAUGCUUUCCUGACUUCGUUUCCAGGAAAGUCUUGAUUUGAAAAAUCAUAAAAUGCAAAAAACGUUUCGCAGCUCUGUUUCGUUUCUUGGUGCUUUCAUGAUAAUGGCAUGCAGCAAACUUGAGUAAAAUGCACUGCUUCUUGAAUUAAACAGAAAUCCUAUAAGUGGUAUUGAAUCAUUAGUUUUGCUCUGCCAAAGGUAAUUCACUCAAACGUCAAAAAAAUAGUUUGUUUUUUUUUAAAUAGUGUGAUCAGUGUUUAGAUACAUUUUACAGAUAAUCUGGGCUGCUAAAUGAGGCAAACUGUUUAAUAUCCAUUGAAAAAAAGUAGUUUUUAUAGAAGCUUGAACAGCCCUCUAUUUAAAAAAAAAAUCUUCUUGAAACUGGACUGUAGCCUGACUUUUUUUUUUUUACAAAGCCUCUCUGUUACUGCCAUAAAUUACAUAUGAAAUGUUUUUACUUGGCUAUUUAAAUUCUGAUAUUAAUAAUUAGUGGCAUUUGGCAUAUUCUAUUGGUAAAAUAUGUAUCAUAUGCAUCAUAGCUCAUAUUUUGUUUAUGCUUCUUUUAUGGCUUGUAUUCGGCAGUGCUUGAUUAUAAAUUGUCCAUAGAAACACUCUAGUGUGCUUGGAAUUUGAUUACUAAAUCAAUCGAGUUUGUCGAUUGAAUACUGACUAACUAUUUUUAAAAUCCAUUUAUCAACCUGGUAAGAUUCCUGAUCAAUCAUGUUUAAUGUAAGUGCAAAUAUUUAUUUUUCAGCAUUACGUUGCAUUAUGAUCUGUUUAGAAAAUCUGUGUAUUCAUCUCAUAAAUCAUAAUCAACCCACUGAUCUGAAGGAUUUUCUUCCUUGUCAGUGAAUUUCUCAACAAAAAUAAAACUCCUUUUUCCAUUUCUGCUCCUAGAUAACCACAUAACCAGUACAUUCAUUAUAACUGAGAACUUAUAGUGCAGCUUCCAUACUGUGUAUUAUUUUUUAUAUUUGCUCAGUUUUCUUUUUGAAUGUAAUGUGCUCAUGUGCUUUGAAGACUGUGUGUUGAUUUCUGUUUCACUUUCUAUAUGUACCUUCUGUCAGCUUUUGUAUGUUUUUCCUCUCUUAAUGCAGAAAGCUAACUAGUUGAUGAAGAAAAUUAUUGUCAGUAUUUUUAGCAACAUUAUUGAUUAUUGGUUCUUUCAGCCUUGUUAAGUCUCCCCCACUGCACUCCCCCACAGUGAUGAUGAUGAAUUCUAGUUGCUACUUACUGGGUAUAAAACACAAGUUUACUGACUUUAAACAGCACCUAAUCAACAUAUACAGUGUAUUUAUUCUGUAAAGAAAACUGCAAGAUGCUUUAUGUCAAAUAGAUCUAGAACUUAGACCCCAGGUUUUAACACAUACACAUUUUUUUUUUUCAGUAUGAAGGAAUGGCAAAUACUUUAACCUUUUAUCGCUUUCAGUUUAAAUAUCUCUCUCUCUCUCUCUGAUAAUCUCCACCCAGGUGUAUUUCUUGUAAAUGAUGUAUAAAUACAAUAUGACUGCAUC
This is a messenger RNA of Neoarius graeffei (lesser salmon catfish), 5509 nucleotides long. RefSeq names its product tensin 3, tandem duplicate 2 (gene tns3.2). The record is from RefSeq and is a predicted model, not a curated record. NCBI's taxonomy places the organism in Eukaryota, Metazoa, Chordata, Actinopteri, Siluriformes, Ariidae. Gene Ontology annotation, molecular function: protein binding. The transcript is spliced from 27 exons. The coding region runs from base 76 to 3576 and encodes 1166 amino acids.